AUGAAAUUUUCAACUACUAUCAUUCUUUCAGUUUUAACUGUAUUUGCUAUUGGAGCACCAGUGGAAGAAACCAAAAGAGAAGCUGAUGCCGAUGCCGUUGCUAAUGCUGAUGCCGAUGCCGAUGCUGGGUUUUUCAGAUGGCCAAAACUUCAAAGAUAUCAACCUAUGAAAAGAGAUGCUGACGCUGCCCUUGACUUUUUGAUGGAUUUCUACCAACAAUCCAAAAGGGAUGCUAAUGCCGAUGCCGAUGCUAACGCUGAUGCCGACUUCUUCAGAUGGCCAAAGCUCCAAAGAUUUCAACCCAUGAAGAGGGAUGCUAACGCUGAUGCUGAUGCUGAUGCUGAUGCUAGCUUUUUUAGAUGGCCAAAACUCCAAAGAUACCAACCUAUGAAAAGAGAUGCUAAUGCCGACGCUGACGCUGAUGCCGAUGCUGAAUUCUUCAGAUGGCCAAAGCUCCAAAGAUUCCAACCAAUGAAGAGAGAAGAAGAAGAAGCUCUCGUUCAGAUGAUGGAUUAUUUAAAACGCAUUUGA
Messenger RNA from Yamadazyma jaroonii, 531 nucleotides. The record is from the annotation of a GenBank genome assembly. Lineage: Eukaryota; Fungi; Ascomycota; Pichiomycetes; Serinales; Debaryomycetaceae.